Oncorhynchus kisutch (coho salmon) is the source of this 7267-nucleotide messenger RNA. RefSeq names its product BRD4-interacting chromatin-remodeling complex-associated protein-like. NCBI's taxonomy places the organism in Eukaryota, Metazoa, Chordata, Actinopteri, Salmoniformes, Salmonidae. Gene Ontology annotation, cellular component: SWI/SNF complex. The coding region runs from base 2014 to 4350 and encodes 778 amino acids. The record is from RefSeq and is a predicted model, not a curated record. The transcript has 12 exons. Gene Ontology annotation, biological process: positive regulation of DNA-templated transcription.
UAGGUAUCGACACUGUUUAGCCGUGUGAACGAAUUCUAUCCGACGAUUCUAAAUAGGCGACAACGGCUAGCUAACCUUGAACAGGCCGAUGUUUACAAGUAAAAGUCCGCGGUCAAAUAGCUAGCCCAAAGAGCUGUUGCCGAAGACUCCGCGCGGUCGUAAAUUCCACGAUUGAAAUAUGUGUGUUCAGCCAAUCGAGAGAAAUCUGACGUUUUGCAUUGCAUGCUGGCAGAUGAGCUAAAUAGGAGACAAUUGGUAACCUCUGAAGUCUACCCCAGCACAGCAGAGAAAGAGAGCACGUCAGCGACCAGCUAGAGGCUGGGAGGACAGGCUUUUUGUGCUCGAAUGCGAUUAUCAUUGUCUGUCGAUUCAGUCUAUUUUUGGACAUAAAUCGCAAGCUGUACAUCAGCUGGUGGUCUAAACGAUGUUUCCAAAGCUUAAAACCGUGGCACGACUGUCGUGUUGCUAGCUGUUUGUCUGAUGGCACAUUGAUGCUACAAUUUGGGAGGGUGUCAUUACUAUUUCAAAAUUCAAUUGGAGCUAAAUGUGUCUACUAUUCUUUGGAUAAACUGAUUUAUAAAUGACUCCGACCCUGACUAGCCAUAUCGUCUUGUACGCCUACUCCGACCACUAAUUUGGUGACUAAGCUAGGUGCAGGGGAGAGGAAACACCAUUUUUCAAUAGCUUGGGCAACUGGCAAGCUAACAACGUUUUAGCUUAGCGGCUGCUUGUUUUCCACAUGCUCAAAAUUCUGUGAAAUGUGGAAAAUUUAACUAGCUAAAUAUUCCAGGAUUUAUUGAGUGCAUUUCUGCCAGUUAUUUGACACGUGUAGACAUAUCCCCCCAUUUAGUGGUGCUAGCUAAUCCUGCCCCUAUGACAAAAUAACCCCAAUGUUGAGAAGGGACCUCAUUAGAGGUUAGCUAGCCGAUUAGCCAACGUUUACCUGGUGAUGGUGUCGUAGUUGUCAGCAAAUAUCUCAAAACGGACACGCUUGAAGAUAUCCUUCAAAGAGCAUGUGUAUCGGUGUAACUUGUGAAAUAAAAUAUAGUUUUACUGUUUUAUUAAUUUUUUGUUGGUGGAAAGCUGAAUAUAAAGUGGCACUCUUAACUGCGUAUGCUAGCAGCUAGCUAGAUAUCUGGGCUGCUAGCAAAAAUACAGCUAGUUUCACAAUUCCAAAACGACCCGUUUUAUUAACUAUUAAUCGUGUAAUUCCCUACAUUGAGCUACUCAAUUGUAGCUGAGACAUUUUAUGACGCAUUUUUUUUUUGCCUUAUUAGGCUUGGUUCUUUCUCAACCAAAGAUGGUGGCCGAGUCGCCAUUUUGUUUUAACGACUGGUUAAAUGUGUUCAAGAGAACAAUGUUACAUCACUGACUUGACACAAUGUAUCACAUUUGUCAUUCGACAUGGCGUCGAAUGAAAGACACAAAAGAAGUCAAAAAUGAAAAUGUUGCUACCGUUGGACACAUCACAGGCCCCCUACAGUGGCAUACCAUUUUUCAAAACACCACCUUGUUUAACCCAGGCAUUGCAGCUCUGAAUUAACAAAAUACACAGCUUCACCUUGAGAAUAUUCUAAGGCUACAUUUACUGUUUUGCUCCUCAUUGCUAUUCACCACAUUAUUAACUGUUUUAUGUCCCCUUUCACCACGAUACAAAGCCAGCAUCAUUGGAGUUAGUUCUGUGGAAUGUUGUUGGCUGUAAAACAAAGCAAAUGCUUUGUAAACCUUCAACUCCCAAACAAACAACAUUUUAAAGGGAACAGGGUGGAGUUAUUUACACUUUGAUGACCAUCUUCAUUUAAUGGGAGGUGACAGGAGAGUAGACCAAUGUGCAGGAGAAGAGACAAGGGUAGGGGCGGGAGCUUCACUCUCAAUACUGCACUUUUAAUACCAUUGUUCUUAACUUCUCUCUUUCUGUGCCUCCCCCAUCUCUCUUUUUCUCCCCUCUUAUCUCUCUUGUCUCUCACUCUGCCCACUACUCCAUCACAGCAAAUAAAAGGUGGUGGUUAAUGAAUGAUUCCAUGCUCGCUGUCAGAAAGCUGUGUCAUGGAUGAUGAGGACGAUCGCCGUCUUCUGGAUAUUAUAGGGGAUGUGCAGGCGUUGAAUGACUACCUCCACGGCUCCACCAACAAGUCUAUUGAGGAGGAUGACGUGACGAACGCAGCUUACGGCUCUGCCGGAACCUUCUUCACCAGUAACACUGCUGGCUCUAACUCCGGCCUCAAAGAUGAAGAGUUUGAGGAUUCAGCAGGGGUGGGCCUCCAGCUUUCCAGUAGCCUAUCGUUCAUUGAGGAUGAGCUGGGGGGAGAAGCUUCUCCAGGAGGAAUGGAUCUUGGCGGAGGAGAGGACCAGCCCUUUGACAUCCUGCAGAAGUCUCUCAUGGAGGCAGACAUCACUGAACAGACUCUGGAACAGGAGGCCAUGCUAGACUCCCAACCACCUCCCCCUCCUCUCCCCUCGGCCCCCUCCCCAUUCCCCCCCCAGCUGGUUUCGGGGGGGUACGGCAGCGGGGUCACCACAUCGACUGCAGCUUUUCCCAGUGGUCAGUUCCUCCAGGGUGUGUCCCAGCUGCCUAAUGGCCAGGCAGGGGGGCACAUCCAGGUGUUGGGGUCCUUUGGCGGGGGAGGGGUCCAGCAGAUCCUCCUCCGGCAGGGUGGUGGGGUAGGGGGGGCGGUGGGGGGAGUAGCAGCAGGGGGGCAGGUGUUUGCCACUCCCUCCCCAGUGGGCCAGGUGAACCAGGUAGGCUUGCCCUUUAAGAACAUCCCCCUGCAGAAUAUCAUCAUCCAGAGAGGACCUGGGGGUGCCCAGGCCCUGGUCAGACCUAUCCAGCCCAAACCCCUUCAAGCUGGGGCUCAGACAGUCUACAGCCUGGGACUCCAGACCACAACCACCACCAUGGUUAACACCGCGGCCCAGGGACACUACACAGCUAACGGCUCCAUCCUGGUCCACUCUCCCUUGGGACAGCAGAACCAGGGACAGCAAGGCCAGGCCAACCUGCCCCCAGGGCAGUACCUGGUCCACCACAAUGGCCCCUCAGACCCAUCCCAAUCAACCCUGCUAGCCAAUCAGAACACAGUACAGCUCGUCGCCGGGCAGAACUUCACGGCGACGGCGGGAGGUCAGCUGAUCCAGGUGGGAGGCAGCCAGGUGGGAGUAGGAGGAGCCAUGAGCCAAACAUGGCAGAAUUUUCCUGGUACGAACCCUGCCACCGUGCAGGCGGCAUCAAACCAGGGGCGUCUGACGCUGGUUGGAACGGCGACUGGGGUUCGAGGGCAGGUUUCUGGCAGCCCAGUGCAGCGCCUCGUACUGUCUCAGACUCAGAACAGCAGCUCCCUCUCCCCCCUGUCUCUCUCUGGUACUGGUACUGCCUCACAGGAACAGGAGUACUCACAGGACAAGCAGGCUCAGACACAGCUCGUCAACCUCCUUGGAAACAAAGCUGUGAAAACAAUGACCUACAUCAGCCAAGACGCCCCGCUAAACACACAGGUCAGUGCUCAGAAGAGGCCGGCCCCUCAGCAGCUCACCAGAGGAGGAAUGAUGCUACAGCAGUUGAGGAUGGAUCAUUCGGGGGUUCUGUCACCUGACAUCGCCCGCUUCACCUCAUUGGAUGACGCACUGCACAGACUCCUCCCCUACCACGUGUUCCAUGGAGCUCCGCCCAACAGGGAAGAGUUUUCCCAAGUGGAUGAUGAGUUUGAGUCGAUGGCGACUCAGGUAUUGAAGAGGACCCAGGUCAUGAUCAACAAAUACAGACGACUGCUGAUGGUGGAGGCUGAGCGCUCCAGUCCCUCCUCAGAGAUGGUGAUGAUUGACAGGACCUUCAACCAAGAGGAGCGCCAGAACCUGACACAAGACAAACGUAUGAUACUGGUGGACCCAGAUGGCUUCUUGGAAGAUUUCUGCUGUGGGGUGAAGACAUCUCCCCUCUCUCUACCCUGCCUCCCCUUGGACCCUCUCUCCACCCCCUCGUCCAGCCACGCCGGUAGACAGACGGGGAGGGGGGCGACCACAGACCCCCCUUACAGGACAGACCCCCAGUCGGGCUAUGGAGACCCGGGGGGAGGAGGGAGAGGAGGAAUAGACUCUUUUAAGAGUAUCAUGGACCUGAGGAGGACUCAACAUAGCAACUAUGGAAACAAAGCUGCCUCUAGCAACCACAGCAACUAUCACCAUGGCAAUGUGGCUGCUACUGCCACAGCGGCGAUGUCGACAGAGCCGGUACAGACUCAGUUCCUGUCUCACCUGUCCUCCUCUCACCCCCAGGCCCCCCUGCCCCUCCCUCCCACCCUGCCUGACACAGACUCGGUUCUAGAGGCAGCUGUGAACAGCAUUCUAGAAUGUUAGACAGAUAGAUUUGACAGAAGGACGUGCCACCAUUCCAUCUCUCUCACCCCCCCCCCCCCCCAUCCUUUGCCCCGCCGGAUCAUUCUUGGGGCUACAUGUUUGUUAUUGUUUAUUUUCUUAUUUUGCUCUCCCAUUGUCAGUCCUUUUCAACCAGCUCUGAAUUAGUUAGUCAUAGAAAUAUAAUCUAUAUUAUUUUUCUAUGGUUACAGUACCAUGGUUACUGUAGGACAACCAGGGGUCAUGACCUGUGUUACAUCAUGUCCUGUUGGGUGUGAGCCGGAAGAAGAUAUCAACCCCCUGAACCCCAACUUUAGCCACGUGCAAUUAUGCUGAAGUUUAGGGAGGAAGAAUAUGAUGAUGAUGAUGAUGAUUCUGUGCCUGAGAAAUUCUAUGUUGUACUUCAAAUGUUUACAUGAAGAAGCCUUGUAAGAAAUGUCCUUUAAUUUUUGCACCUGACAUUACACACCUUCACACACUGAGUAUACCAAACAUUAGGAACACCCCCCCCCCCCCCCCCCAUGAUAACAGCCUCAAUUCGUUGGGGAAUGACUCUAUAAGGUGUCGAAAGCGUUCCACAGGGAUGCUGUCCCAUGUUGACUCUAAUGCUUCCCACAGUUGUGUCAAGUUGACUGGGAUGACCUUUGGGUGGUGGAACAUUCUUGAUACACACAGGAAACUGUUGAGCGUGAAAAAUCCAGCAGCGUUGCAGUUUUUGACAGAGACCGGUGUGCCUGGCACAAUACAACCAUACCUCGUUCAAAGGCACUUACAUUUUUGGUCUUCUGAAUGGCAAACAUACACAGUCCAUGUCUCAAGGCUUAAAAAUACUUCUCCCCUUCAUCUACACUGAUUGAAGUGGAUUUAACAAGUGACAUAGUUAAGGGAUCAUAGCUUUCACCUGGAUUCACCUGGUCAGUCUUAUGGAAUGGAAAGAGCAGGUGUUCAUAAUGUAUUGUAUACUCAGUGUAUAAUACCAUAGUCAUUUGAUGGAUUUGACAACUACCAGAAAUAUAUUGUUAUUUUCUGUUCUAUGCUUCAGUUUUCAUAGUCAAGCCAGAGAGACUCACUCACUCUGAGUGUCUAACUACUAAAGCAGCUUUUGGUUUUCUGUCAGUUUUUUAAAAAUGUAUCUUUGACAUUUUUCUUAUGUACCUUAAAGGUAUGUGAUGCCCCUCCGCGCGCGCACACACACACACACAUUUUGUUCUUCUAUCCUCGUGGGGACCUAAAAUUAAUUUCCAUUCAAAAUCCUAUUUUACCUAACCUUAACCCCUAAACAUUUGUUGUUCGGGUUCUGCGCAUGUGACAAAGUUUGAUUUGAACUCCUAACUCCUAAACCUAAUUCUAACCAUAACCCUAAACCUAACCCCUAAGCUUAAAAUAGCCUUUGUCCUCAUGUACCCACUAUCCUUGUGGGGACUUUUGGGGGUUUUAGGUCCCCACAAGGAUAGAAAUUCCAACCCACACAUCAAACACACACAUUUUGUUCUAUCUUCAUGGGGACCUAAAAUUAAUUUCCAUUCAAAAUCCUAUUUUACCUGACCUUAACCUGGAACCCAAACCCUAAACCUAAUCCCUUACCCAAACCCUAAUUGUAAGCAUAACCCUAAACCUAACCUCUAAGCUUAAAAUAGAAUUUGUCCUCAUGGGGAUGUGGGAAAUGUCCCCACGAGGGGAGAAUUUUUCUUGUUUUACUAUCCUUGUCCCCACAAGUAUAGAAGAACCAAGACACACACACACACACACACGUGUAUUGGUGUUGGGGGGAGCUAACUCCUCAGAUUGAGGGAAAAAUGUUACGACAUGUUUAUCUUUUUUUAUUUAGAUUAGAUUUAGUUAAUUUUUAAAAAUGAAACAUCACUAUUAUUUGUGUUAGUGAUGUGUGUCCCAGCGACGUCAACACGCAACCAUGGCAAUGUCUUACUGUCAUGUGAUACAAUGACCCUGGAAGGUCAUGGAUUGUAUAUGUAUGUCCACUCUCUGUGAACGUGUGCUGGUGUGUUUGUAUGUUGUGUGUUCACUCACCCCGGAUGAAUGUUACUCCUUCCCUAGCACACUUAGUUUCCCCUCCUCCACUCUAUCCUUCUCUCCCUCCCCACAGUUAAGAGAUGAGAGACAAGUGUAUGGUAAACUCUGCUUUUAAACUGACUGAAGGAACAGACUGAAGGCCUUAGAUAGAAAGUGUCUUCUGUCUGAGUGAGUAAGGGCUUGAAUGGUCGUGUUCUCCUGCUCAAACGUCGCAUACAUCAACCAAUGGUUGCGUGCCACGUCCUUGACUGUGCCGUGGCGUCGGGCACCAGAUUGCUAGAACAUAUGUGGCACGCCUAUCCUGUCCAGGUGUUGUAAGGUCUUCAUGUGCCAGCAGUGUCUGAGCAGAGGAACACAACCACUGGGUGUGGCCUUCUCAGCCCUGGUCCUGAGAACCCCUGUGUCUGCUGGUCGACACUCAAAUGACACACUAUUCCCCAUAUAUUUUUACCCAGAGCCUAUGUAACUCACCCUAUGUGACUCAAAAGUAGUGGACUAUAUGGGAAGUAAUUUCACACAGGAGUGUCUUGAGGGGUUGAGGUACUAGGCUAUGCCCUUUCUGCCAAGGAGAGCAAUACAUUUCUACUUUCUUGACCCGUCUUCACUGUUGACUUUCUUUUGGUCUGUCUCACUAUCUACAUGAUUUGUAUAGGGGCUUUUUUUGGUAUAAAAAAUAAAAACAUGAAACACAAAAUAUUUAUAAUUUUUUGUAAGGAAAACCCCAGAGGAAAAACACGAGAAAAAUGAAGUUCUUUUUUAUUCUGUUGGCUUUGAAGUGUUCCAAGAGAAAUUGUUACAAAAUACUGUCAGUUGUUCAUUUCUAGUUUGUGUGUUUACUACAACAGCAAAAAUAGGUCAAUAAUAAAUUCAUUUUGAAUACAAUCAUAAA